This is a messenger RNA of Eublepharis macularius, 2910 nucleotides long. RefSeq names its product zinc finger CCHC-type containing 8 (gene ZCCHC8). The transcript is spliced from 14 exons. Gene Ontology annotation, molecular function: RNA binding; zinc ion binding. Bases 89 to 2260 code for a protein of 723 amino acids. Gene Ontology annotation, cellular component: catalytic step 2 spliceosome. Lineage: Eukaryota; Metazoa; Chordata; Lepidosauria; Squamata; Eublepharidae. The record is from RefSeq and is a predicted model, not a curated record.
CUUUCGUUGGCGCGUGAGGCGACCCCCCUGCUUCGUCGCCGUCCUCGCCUCCCGCGGCCUGCGACGCACUUCCUCUACCCGCCCUAAAAUGGCGGCUGAGGUGGACUUCGGCGACCUGGAGCUCUUCGAACAGCUGGACGCGGACCAGCCCGCGGCGACGCCCGCCCCGACCCUUCACGCGAGCCUCGACGAGGAGGUGGAGGAGCUGCGCGAGCGGCUGCGGGAGUGCCAGGAGACCGUGAGGGAGCUGCGGGCCGAGAAUCGUGAGCUCAGAAGAAAACUGAACAUACUUACGCGACCAAGUGGACUUACAGUGGAUGACUCUAAACAUGAUGGGCCUUUGUUACAGAUUUUAUUUAUGAACAAUACUGUUUCAAAGCAGUAUCACCAAGAAAUAGAGGACUUCAUAUCUAGCUUAGUUCAAAGAUAUGAGGAGCAACAGAGAGCCGAGUCUGACAAGACGCACUUCAAUGUUAAGCCACAGCCCUCUAGUUUUGUGCUGGAAGAAGACUAUAAAGGGACAAGCUCAAAUCCAUCCAAAAAGUUGAAAGAAGCUUUUAGCGUUAUAGGGAGUGUGUUCUAUUUUACCCAUUUUUGUCUUGAUAAACUGGGGCAGCCUAUAUUAAAUGAAAAUCCUCAGCUCACAGACGGAUGGGAAAUACCCAAAUAUCAGCAAGUUUUCACACAGAUUCUCUCUCUAGAUGGACAAGAGAUACAAGUAAAGCCUAAGAGGCCAAAACCUCAUUGCUUCAACUGUGGAUGUGAAGACCAUCAAAUGAAAGAUUGCCCACAGCCACGAAAUGCUGCCCGUAUUAGUGAAAAAAGAAAACAAUUCAUGGAAGCUUGUGGGGAAGCAAGCAACCAAAGCUUCCAGCAGCGGUACCAUGCCGAUGAAGUUGAAGAAAGGUUUGGAAGGUUUAAACCGGGAAUAAUUAGUGAGGAACUUCAGGAUGCGCUUGGUGUCACAGACCAGACUCUUCCUCCCUUCAUAUAUCGGAUGCGGCAGUUGGGUUACCCCCCAGGUUGGCUCAAAGAAGCAGAAAUGGAAAGAUCUGGGCUAACUCUCUAUGAUGGUAAAGCUGAAAUGAGUGCAUCUCCCGGUGGUGAAACUGAGGAGGAAGAAUACUACCAACAGAAUCGAUGCAUCUCUUACGAUGUCUCCAAGUUGAUAAACUAUCCAGGUUUUAAUAUAUCCACUCCCAGUGGAGUCACAGAUGAGUGGAGGAUGUUUGGCUCUAUACCCAUGCAACCAUCUCAGCAGAAAGAUAUAUUUGCCCACUAUCUUUCUACCUAUCAUUCGGCAAGUCCAAAGUCCAGCAGUAAAAGACCUUCACCUCACCAGAGCACUCAUAAUCCAAAAAGGCAGAAGAAAAACAGUACUGAAGUAUUGUCAGCUGAUAUGGAGAUAGAUUCUGAUUUAGAAAUGCUGCAAGGUUCUCCAGGUUACGAUAGCUUCCGGUUCCAGCCUCCGCUGCCUCCUGAGUCUCCACGGAAUGCAACUCCUCCCCCUUUGCCAAGAGGUACCCCUCCAUUCACUCCGCCCAACUUUACCCCUCCUCAGCCACCUUCAUCUACUCCACCACCUCUUCCUCAAGAUACUCUGCCUUUGAAUACUCCCAAUGACUCUGCUUCAGUGAGAAUAGAAAACGAGGACACUUUGACCCUGGAAGAGCUUGAAGAGCAGCAGCGUCUGAUUUGGGCAGCCCUUGAGCAGGCAGACAGUGCAAAUAGUGACUCUGAAAUUCCUGUAGGAACUCCUCUAACAGGAAACUCCGUCGCGUCAUCACCAUUUAGAACUGAGUCAGACAGUCUUCCAGAAGGUGCAGUGUGUAAGACAUUAGAUGUAUCAGAGCCUGGACCUUCGGACAAUAGUGAACAGAUGCUUAAAGCAGAGCAGUCUGAAGAGAAGCAGAGUUCAGCUGAUGAAUUGGUUGACUUAACAGGAGAAGAAGAACCACCAUCCAACCAGGUAGAUUCUGAAAGUGUAGCUGAUUCUGAAAGCGUAGCUGAGAACUGCCCCUCCAUCUCAAUGUGUGAAGCAAGCCAAGGGGUAGAUGGUGGCAGCUCCCCUGUGGUCAUCAGCACACAAGGGUCUUCUAAAAAUGCUAGCCCCAUCCCAGACAUGAGCAAGUUUGCUGCAGGGAUAACACCAUUUGAAUUUGAAAAUAUGGCCGAAUCAACAGGGAUUUACCUCCGAAUAAGAAGUGUAUUAAAGAACUCUCCCAGGAACCAGCAGAAGAACAAGAAGGCUUCCGUUUAAUUGCCUUUCUGUUGCGGUACAGUUGUCUAAGAAAGAGACCAAGUCUGUCCAUUAACAUGAGAUGCUCCUCUGUAUUUUCUUACAUAAACACCGUUAAGAACAGACGCCUGAGAACACUACUGCUUUGUUCUUCUUUAAAUGGGUUCUAAAAGUCCAGUGUAUAGGGCUUCCACUGAAGACAGAAGUUUCCACUCAUAGAUGAGUGUUACUGAAUGUGCUAGUCAAAAUGUGUUGCGUUCACAUCAGGAAAUGUGCUCCAAGUAUCCGUCAAUCUUAAUGCUCUCUUUUGACUUGUGAGUUUCAGCAGCAACAGUGGAGUUUUUGUCUGUGCUGUGUAAAUGAGGCCUGCGCUUUCCAUGUUGAGCUGGUCACCCUGUAGAUAAGCUUACUGCCAGUGUUUUGAAAAGAUUCUAAACUUUUAAAGAUGCUUUCCCCCAUUUUAAAAUAAGAGAAAAUUUCUGGCAAUCAAAUGGGAAUAAUCAGGGAUUACUUAGCAAUUAUCUCUACCAUUUUUGAAGAGUUUUAUAAAUAAUUUAUGCUGGUCAGAUUUUUUUUAGUGCUGCAGUUUUGUAACAUCGUCAUAUUUUGAACUUGCUGUACAUUUAUGUUGAUGCCAGUGUACAGCGGUUUAAUAAACAAGAUUUUUCAUA